AUGCUCAUUAUAUCGGUAAUCGCUACAACACUUGCGCGCACAGCAAUCGCCGCAUGCGAUCGUACCUAUACACUCUUCCCCAACCUGACGUACACCGAGCAGUUCAAGCCUGCGAACAUUACUGGCGGCAUACUCAGCAAGCCACUCAAUAUCACGCAAUACCGAAGUGUUUUAGACGAAGUACUUUGUACAGCAUUCACGGAAAUCAUUGUUACGGAUAUUUCCCAUCCGUACGUUCUUGGUGUGAGGAUAGAAGGCAAUGGAUUGUAUAUCAAGAAGAUUGAAACGCUCGUUAGUGACGCCGGAGACUGGCUAUUUAAUGCCACGGGAACGGCACACUGGAACUCGUUCGAGAAAUGGGAUAGCAUACCACUGGUAGAGAGGGACACCAGAGAAGUCAUCCAAGCAGCUGGGGACGCGUAUUUCGAUCGCUUCGGUAAUGCAAAUGUUACUGUACCCUUUGAAGGCGGCUCAUAUACCGAUACGUCACGAACAAACGGCUCAACGUGUUCUCUCGGGCUGCCUUCGACCAUCCACGUUGUGGACCGGCGCUACGUCGUCGACGUUGAGUACGGUGCAGUCAGCAUUUUUGUCGGUUUUCCUGGCUUGGACCGCGCAAGCAAAGAGCCUGCUCCCGAUAUACUUGCGAAGGGCAUCCAGGAUGCGGAUUGA
Messenger RNA from Parastagonospora nodorum SN15, 672 nucleotides. RefSeq lists its product as hypothetical. The coding region runs from base 1 to 672 and encodes 223 amino acids. The record is from RefSeq and is a predicted model, not a curated record. The transcript has 5 exons. NCBI's taxonomy places the organism in Eukaryota, Fungi, Ascomycota, Dothideomycetes, Pleosporales, Phaeosphaeriaceae.